Corylus avellana is the source of this 2511-nucleotide messenger RNA. RefSeq names its product glycosyl hydrolase 9A1 (gene GH9A1). Gene Ontology annotation, molecular function: hydrolase activity, hydrolyzing O-glycosyl compounds. The record is from RefSeq and is a predicted model, not a curated record. Lineage: Eukaryota; Viridiplantae; Streptophyta; Magnoliopsida; Fagales; Betulaceae. Gene Ontology annotation, biological process: carbohydrate metabolic process.
ACCCCCCUCCUCUUCCUAAUUUCCUACAAUAAAGCAUCUGGAUUCUGGAGUGACACUACUGUGUCUUGUUCCUGCUCCUCCUCGCUCUUUUGCCACAUUUGCAAACAUCAACUGUAAUCCACAUAUAUAUUUCUUCUUCCUUACUUCUUUGUCUCAGAUCUGGGCUGCUUAACUCGGUUGGUCUCCUGCGUUUGUGGCGUGGAGCUCAAAUUCUGAUGUCGGUGGAGUAAUUGGGGAAGCUAAGCUCACCACUCAUCAAUCCGAAACUAAGAGAGAUUUGACAUAUAUAAGCAUGUACGGAAGGGAUCCCUGGGGUGGGCCCCUGGAGAUAAACGCCGCGGACUCCGCCACAGACGACGACCGCAGCCGCAAUCUGCAGGACUUGGACAGGGCGGCUCUGUCUCGGCCUCUGGACGAGACCCAGCAGAGCUGGCUGCUGGGCCCCGGCGAGCAGAAGAAGAAGAAGUACGUGGAUCUGGGCUGCAUCAUCGUCAGCCGCAAGAUCUUCGUAUGGACGGUGGGCACGCUACUCGUCUCUGCCUUCUUGGCCGGCUUCAUCACCCUCAUCGUUAAGAUGGUGCCACGCCACCACCAUUCCCAUCCCCCCCCUGACAACUACACCCUCGCCCUCCACAAGGCUCUCAUGUUCUUCAACGCCCAACGAUCUGGGAAACUACCUAAGCAUAAUAAUGUCUCUUGGAGAGGUAGCUCCUGUCUGGAUGAUGGCAAGGCCGAAAAUUCCCCUAUUUACAAAGAUCUGGUGGGUGGCUAUUAUGAUGCUGGAGAUGCUAUCAAGUUCAAUUUCCCUUCAUCGUUUGCCAUGACCAUGUUGAGCUGGAGUGUAAUUGAAUACAGUGCGAAAUAUGAGGCUUCUGGGGAGCUCAACCACAUCAAAGAGAUAAUUAAAUGGGGGACUGAUUACUUUCUCAAGACAUUCAAUAAUUCUGCUGAUACCAUAGAUAGGAUUGUUGCACAGGUUGGGUCAGGGGAUACUUCUGGGGGGAGUACAACUCCUAAUGAUCAUUAUUGCUGGAUGCGUCCUGAGGACAUUGAUUACAAACGACCUGUGAGUGAAUGUCACAGCUGCUCAGAUCUCGGUGCAGAAAUGGCUGCUGCUCUAGCUGCUGCAUCCAUUGUUUUUAAAGACAACAAGGUGUAUUCACAAAAACUUGUCCAUGGAGCCAGGACACUCUUCAAGUUUGCAAGGGAUCAGAGGGGCAGAUACAGUGCUGGUGGUUCCGAAGCUGCAACUUUCUAUAAUUCCACUAGUUACUGGGAUGAGUUCGUAUGGGGUGGAGCUUGGUUGUAUUAUGCAACUGGAAAUUCCUCCUAUCUUCAGCUUGCGACUACACGUGGUCUUGCAAAACAUGCAGGUGCUUUUUGGGGAGGCCCUGAUUAUGGUGUGCUGAGCUGGGACAACAAGCUUGCUGGUGCUCAGGUGCUUCUAAGCCGAUUGCGGUUGUUCUUGAGCCCCGGAUAUCCAUAUGAGGAUAUUUUAAGUACAUUCCACAAUCAGACUAACAUCAUUAUGUGCUCUUAUCUACCCAUUUUCACUACCUUUAAUAGAACCAAAGGGGGCUUGAUUCAGCUAAACCAUGGAAGGCCUCAACCUCUUCAAUAUGUAGUCAAUGCAGCCUUUUUAGCUACUCUGUACAGUGACUAUCUCGAUGCUGCAGAUACACCUGGGUGGUAUUGUGGACCCAAUUUCUAUUCAACUGAUGUCUUGCGUGAAUUUGCCAAAACACAGAUUGAUUACAUCCUCGGCAAGAAUCCUCGGAAGAUGAGCUACAUCGUUGGUUUUGGUAAUCAUUACCCAAGACACACCCACCAUAGAGGCGCAUCUAUCCCUAAGAAUAAGAUCAAGUAUAACUGUAAAGGAGGAUGGAAAUGGAGGGACAGUUCAAAGCCAAACCCAAAUACACUUGUUGGAGCUAUGGUUGCUGGCCCUGACAAGCAUGAUGGUUUCCAUGAUGUUCGUACAAACUACAAUUACACGGAGCCAACUCUUGCAGGCAAUGCCGGUUUAGUUGCGGCACUUGUGGCUUUGUCGGGUGACAGGACUACUGGGAUUGACAAGAACACUAUUUUCUCUGCGGUUCCCCCCAUGUUUCCAACUCCACCCCCACCUCCGGCACCUUGGAAACCAUGAGAUGCUGUGUUGGUGCUCAUCUUUGUCUGUCAAGUAUGCUGUAUGACUAUGGAUAGAUGAGUUUGGUGAAGUAAUAGUGUUGGAAUUUGAAUCUCCAAGGUAAAGGUAAAUGCAAAGAUGAGGAAGUAGAUACCCUUAAGGAAGAAAGCAACGGACAAACUUCCUAAAGAUAAAGGGCUGGGGCCAUGUUAAGGAUUCAAGACUAGCAUUAAGAAUUGCUCACUGGUAUUUGGGACUGCCUCUUUGUGUGGGAUGUUGUGAUAUAUGUAGUAUGUAUGUAUGAAACCAUCACGUAUUCUUUAAACAGAAAAUUUAACAGUUUGAGAUUGGUUGACUAAUAAUUUCCAUUUUAAGUCCUACAA